Penicillium diatomitis is the source of this 1554-nucleotide messenger RNA. RefSeq names its product cytochrome P450. Bases 1 to 1554 code for a protein of 517 amino acids. The transcript has 4 exons. Lineage: Eukaryota; Fungi; Ascomycota; Eurotiomycetes; Eurotiales; Aspergillaceae. Gene Ontology annotation, molecular function: iron ion binding; oxidoreductase activity, acting on paired donors, with incorporation or reduction of molecular oxygen; monooxygenase activity. The record is from RefSeq and is a predicted model, not a curated record.
AUGGCCCUUGCAACAGCGCUUGUCGCGGUACAUGAGAGUAUUCUCCGACAUCCAGUGCAGGCUCUCGGGAUAUCUGUCGUCGUCUUGCCUCUGUUCUAUAUCGUUUUCAACGAGUUUACUCGCGCAUCGGCCCGCAUCCAGGGCCUCAAAGGUCCAGCUGGUCUGCCAUUGAUUGGGAACUUGGCCCAAAUCAGAGUGAACGCGGCGGAGCAGUACCGAGAAUGGUCGAAGAAGUUUGGUGCCGUUUAUCAAAUACAGCUCGGCAAUAUCCCCGUGGUGGUAGUGAACUCGGCGGCGGCGGCAAAAGUGCUUUUUGGUCAGAAUGCACAGGCGUUGAGUUCAAGACCGGAGUUUUAUACGUUCCAUAAAAUCGUCUCCAACACGGCCGGCACAACAAUCGGUACCUCCCCAUACAGCGAGUCCCUGAAACGACGACGCAAGGGUGCUGCAUCUGCUUUGAAUCGGCCUUCAGUCGAGACAUACAUUCCCCAUCUCGACCUCGAAUCAAAAGCUUUCGUCGAGGAACUCUACCGCUACGGUAAAAGCGGCCAGAUCCCCGUCGAUCCUAUGCCCAUGAUUCAAAGACUAAGCCUGAGUCUUGCACUGACUCUCAACUGGGGCACUCGCAUUGCCUCGCAAGAGGAAGAACUGUUCGACGAGAUCACUGAAGUCGAGGAGGAGAUCAGCCGGUUUCGAAGCACGACGGGGAAUUUGCAAGAUUAUAUCCCGCUUCUCCGUCUCAAUCCGUUCAGUAGUAACACAAAGAAAGCUGCGGAGAUGCGAGCGCGCCGCGACAAGUAUCUAGGAUUUCUGAACCGGGACCUGGAAGAUCGAAUGGAGAAGGGGACGCAUAAGCCCUGUAUCCAGGCGAAUGUGAUUCUGGACAAGGAGGCGAAACUCAAUUCGGAAGAAUUGAUCUCGAUCAGUUUGACCAUGUUGUCGGGUGGAUUGGAUACAGUGACGACGCUGGUCGCGUGGAGUAUCGGAUUGCUUUCAUCAAGGCCGGAUAUUCAGGAUAAGGCCGCGAGGGCGAUUCAAAAGCUCCACGGUAACAAUCACCUGUUAUGCCCGGCGGAGGAUGAUCAGAAAUGCGCAUAUGUCGUGGCGUUGGUACGGGAAUGUCUUCGCUACUACACCGUCCUUCGUCUGGCUCUGCCUCGAACUUCUAUCAAGGACAUCACUUACAAGGGCACGCUUAUCCCCAAGGGAACGGUUUUCUUCCUGAAUGCCUGGGCAUGCAAUAUGGAUCCGGACGUAUGGACAGAUCCCGAAGUCUUCCGCCCCGAGCGGUGGCUUGAGCAGCCUGAUGCGCCCUUGUUCACGUACGGACUUGGAUACCGCAUGUGCGCCGGUUCUCUGCUCGCCAAUCGGGAACUAUACCUCGUCUUUAUGCGGACAUUGGGCAGCUUUCGUAUAGAGCCGCAUGAUGAUAUGGACUGGGACCCUGUUCGAGGCAAUUCUGAUCCUACGAGCUUGGUGGCCAUUCCUCAGAAGUACAAGGCGCGUUUUGUUCCAAAAGAUCCUGCGGCUCUGAAACAGGCGCUCGGACUGUGA